GUAUAUACAACCACAAUAAUAUUCCACGACCCUCCGAUACUCCUGUUAAGCAUCCAUGUAACCAACUACCGAAAGGUCACGGGUCUGUUCAUCAUCUACUGAAGAUGGAUCCAAUGGAUAAAUAUGGGACAUAUGAAAACAGUGGUCAACCAGAAGAGCUUUUUGAUCACUCACUACAUUGGAGUGAGGUUAAAGAGGAGGCUGAAGAAUGUCCGAUUUCAGCUGUGUCGUUAGGAGUUGAAACAUCCCAGGUUUGUCAAAAGGAGGACCCCGAUGAACAAGAUCCUUCCUUUGACACAGUUUCAGACAUGCAUAGAGUCACAGAGCAGGAGUGUGGACAUAAAGGCAUGACAUAUCUCAAAGUAAAGGUGCCGCCUUCUCCAGUCCCAGUCAAAGAGGACUCUGAAGAAUGCUCCCAUCUGCCAGUAGAUGAAGAGGAAGUUGCCUUAAUUACAGUGAAGAAAGAAGAGAAUGAAGACUGGUUGAAGUCAGAAGAUGAGGAUGUUGUGAAAGUGUCAGUGCCUUGGGAGCUGUUGGAAACAUCACCAUCAUCAUCAUGCUCAGAUACAGAGGACAGUGAGAUGGAAAGUGAUAAUGUGAAAGACUGUGAAAACCAUGAGAGUGACAUUUCACGAGGUUUAAUGAUUGAAGAUUGUAGCAGGAUUGAUCCAGGGAUGACGCCAGAUACAGAUGUGAAAGCUAAUGCUGUCGAUUUCAGUGAAUCUAAAGGGGGGUCCUCCUUCUACCCAUGCCCCCAUUGUACACUUGGUUUCACCAUAGAACGUUUUUUCCAUGGGCAUCUCAAGAGGGCCCACCCUGAAGAGUACAUCGCUCUGCUGAAGUCUGGGGAAAUAAUUGCAACAAAAAAAAAGUGUUCACAGCUGCCCCCAGCCACAUGCCCACAAUGUGGCAAGAGCUUCUCCAAUAAAUAUGUUAUGGAAAAGCAUCAGAGGAGUCACACAGGAGAGAAGCCAUAUCACUGUGCAGACUGUGGGAAGAGCUACGUCUUUGCUGAUUCACUCAAAAAACAUAAAAAAAGAUGUGGGAAAGGAUUCCGAAGACAAACCCAACUGACCAGCCAUGAAACGAUCCCCACAGGAGAGAGACCAUAUAAAUGCUCUCAGUGUGGAAAAGGAUACCGAACACCCGCCAGUCUAAAAGCACACCAGAAAACCCACCCAGGAGAAAAGCCUUAUCAGUGCUCUCAGUGUGACAAAUGUUUUGUCUUUUCCAGAGACCUUAAGAGACACAGAUGGACUCACACUAGUGAGAGACCAUAUAAAUGCUUUGAGUGUGGCAAAGGAUUCGUCGAACAAACCCAACUGACUAGCCAUGAGCUUAUCCACACAGGAGAGAGACCGUAUAAAUGCUCUCAGUGUGCAAAAGGAUACCGAAGACCAGCCCAUCUAAAAAGACAUAAAAUGACCCACACCUAAUGAUUGCCUCCGGGGUAAGAAGUCAUUCUACUGGCUGGAAGAUUUGAUAACUUGGAACCUUGAUAUGCCUGAAGAGUAUAUUAACUCUGGAACUUUGAUAUUCCUGUAGUAUAUAUGUUAUGUAAAGUUCAACAAUAUAUUGAAAAAUUUGCUACAUCGAAAUUAUAUAUAUUCAAUAUUUAUGUUUUAAAAUAUUUAUAAAUUAAAAGGUUUGCUGUGUCUGUCAGCGUAGUGUCCAGAACAUGGAGGCGCUACCAGGAGACAGGCCAGUACAUCAGGAGACGUGGAGGAGGCCGUAGGAGGGCAACAACCCAGCAGCAGGACCGCUACCUCCGCCUUUGUGCAAGGAGGAGCAGGAGGAGCACUGCCAGAGCCCUGCAAAAUGACCUCCAGCAGGACACAAAUGUGCAUGUGUCUGCUCAAACGGUCAGAAACAGACUCCAUGAGGGUGAUAUGAGGGCCCGAUGUCCACAGGUGGGGGUUGUGCUUACAGCCCAACACCGUGCAGGACGUUUGGCAUUUGCCAGAGAACACCAAGUUUGGCAAAUUCGCCACUGGCCACUGUGCUCUUCACAGAUGAAAGCAGGUUCACACUGAGCACGUGACAGACGUGACAAUCUGGAGACGCCAUGGAGAACGUUCUGCUGCCUGCAACAUCCUCCAGCAUGACCGGUUUGGCGGUGGGUCAGUCAUGGUGUGGGGUGGCAUUUCUUUGGGGGGCCGCACAGCCCUCCAUGUGCUCGCCCGAGGUAGCCUGACUGCCAUUAGGUACUGAGAUGAGAUCCUCAGACCCCUUGUGAGACCAUAUGCUGGUGCGGUUGGCCCUGGGUUCCUCCUAAUGCAAGACAAUGCUAGACCUCAUGUGGCUGGAGUGUGUCAGCAGUUCCUGCGACAGGAAGGCAUUGAUGCUAUGGACUGGCCCGCCCGUUCCCCAGACCUGAAUCCAAUUGAGCACAUCUGGGACAUCAUGUCUCGCUCCAUCCACCAACAGACUGUUGCACCACAGACUGUCCAGGACUACUGAGCCUCAUUUGGACUUGUUUUAAGGACAUUACAUCAAAGUUGGAUCAGCCUGUAGUGUGGUUUUCCACUUUAAUUUUGAGUGUGACUCCAAAUCCAGACCUCCAUGGGUUGAUACAUUUGAUUUCCAUUGAUCAUUUUUGUGUGAUUUUGUUGUCAGCACAUUCAACUAUGUAAAGAAAAAAGUAUUUAAUAAGAAUAUUUCAUUCAUUCAGAUCUAGGAUGUGUUAUUUUAGUGUUCCCUUUAUUUUUUUGAGCUGUGUAUAAUUGUACACAUAGGGUCUAAUAUAGACACCCACCAAAAAAAGAACGCAAAAAGUGUAAAAAAAGAAGGCAAUUUCUGUAGCCUCUGUGGCCAACGACCCAGGCGCACAUAAUAAUGCCAUGAAUAGCGGUAGCAUUAAUCUCACCAUUUGAAUCUCGCCAUCGCUCUUUUUGUACUGAACAAAAAUACAAAAGUUAAAUGUAAAGGGUUGGUCCCAUGUUUCAUGAGCUGAAAUAAAAGAUUCCAGAAAUCAUUCAUACGCGCAAAAAUUAUUUCUCUCAAUUUUUUUGCACACAUUUCUUUACAUCCCUAUUUGUAAGCAUUUCUCCUUUGCCAAAAAUAAUCCAUCCACCUGACAGGUGUGGCAUAUCAAGAAGCUGAUUAAACGGCAUGAUCAUUACACCGGUGCACCUUGUGCUGGGGACAAUAAAAGGCCACUCUAAAAUGUGCAGUUUUGUCACAAUACCAUAGAGGUCUCAAGUUUUGAGGGAGCGUGCAAUUGGCAUGCUGACUGUAGGAAUGUCCACCAGAGCUAUUGCCAAAGAAUUAGUUUGUUUCUUUACCAUAACUGCCUCCAACAUCGUUUUAGAGAAUUUGGCAGUACAUCCAAACAGCCUCACAACCGCAGACCACUCACAACUCAUUCUGAUUUGCUGGGCCUGGCUCCCCAGUGGGUAGACCUAUGCCCUCCCAGGCCCACCCAUGACUGUGCCCUUGCCCAGUCAUGUGAAAUCCAUAGAUUAGGGCCUAAUGAAUUUAUUUCAAUUGACUGAUUUCCUUCUAUGAACUGUAACUCAGUAAAAUCUUUGAAAUUGUUGUGUUUAUAUUUUUGUUCAGUAUAUAAUGAAAAGGUGACCAAAAACCAGAUUCCUAUUUUAAGGGACAGAUUUGUAUGGAAAGCCAAGUGGAAGGGAACAUUAUAUGUUGUCAUCCUCAUAAUAACCGUGUGUGGUUUAACCGCAACAGAAUAGUACCCUUCAACUGAAGCAGCGGGAAACUAACGAGUGUCCACAUCUCUCAUAAUCAUACCAUUACUAUACUUAUAAUGGUUUAGGACCAUCACGUGACGUCCUGACAACUGGUAAAACAGUCUUGCACCCACGUGCUAAUCUACGUUACUUUUGCCCGGGAGGCAGCCCAUUUCCAAAAUGAAUGCAAUCCCUUUUUACCCUGGGAAACUCCUCCCGCUUGGGCAACCUGUGUCAGAUAAUCAAAUCCAUUCAAUAUCUCAUGUGAAGUCUUCCAAAAAGACAUGUGCACAUGAAUUCACAUGUGAAAUUUCACUUGCACGUGACUUCACGUGAAAUUGUACAAAUGUUAAGUGUUCCAAAAGCACAUUUUCACACGUGAAAUGCGAUGUGUAGCUUCAUGGUAUCACAUGUUGAAAUGUUGCAUCUCCAUGUCACAUUUAUUUAACAUGAGAUCACGUUGUCACGUGUAGUUUCAUAUUAUCACAUUGCUUCACAUGUUGGACAUGUUAUCACAUUAACUUCACAUGUGAUCACACAAGAACUCACUUGUUCACAUGUGGAAUGCAUUAGUUUUUUCCAUAAUGGACACCACAAACAUUAAAUUGUUUAGUCCAGAUGUUGUUUAGUUUUCUAUUGUUUAGUUGAGAAGUGCCAAUUAAUGGAAUGUUAAAAUAAUAAAAUAAAAAUAUAGUUUUAUUAUUUUUAUUAUUUCUGCUGCACAAAAUGUUAAACAUGGCAAUGUUGUUCUCAUGUUCUCAAUAAAGGCUUUUAAUAUUUCA
Molecule: messenger RNA, 4471 nt
Organism: Oncorhynchus kisutch (coho salmon)
Lineage: Eukaryota; Metazoa; Chordata; Actinopteri; Salmoniformes; Salmonidae
Product: zinc finger protein 502-like
Exons: 6
Coding region: 105-1436 (443 amino acids)
Source: RefSeq, a predicted model, not a curated record